AUGAGACAUGCGUCUGACUGGUGGCGCCCUAUAGCAGCGAUGCAAUCAAAUCGGCAAAAGAUGAGUGCCAGUGUACGUGAUGAAGCAGCCACAUUGGCAUAUCGCCUCGCUCGUUACAUUGGCUCGGAACAAGACCUUCGUGCUCUUGGGCUUCCCAGUGCCGAUGCUUUGAUGGAGCUCGUAUGUCAGCACGAAACAAACGCCUUCACGUUGGCGGAUGCACAUCUGAAUCCUCUUGGCGUAUGCAUUGAACCAACAUUCGCACUUAUAAACCACUCUUGUGAUCCAAAUGCAGUUAUUGUUUUUCCUGACCGCGUGCGUGGCAUGCCAAGCAAGAUGCAUUUAGUGGCGAUCCGAGCAAUUAGUGCCGGUGAAGAGGUGCGAAUAUCGUACGUGGAUGUGGCUUCGUGCCAAGCUGAACGGCAAGCAACAUUGCUAGAGCGAUACUGCUUUGCAUGUGAAUGCCGACUCUGCAAACGUAUGGGCUGGCGCGACCCCCGCAUGGCACUGUGGUGUCCCCAGCCGAAAUGCACUGGUUGGGUAGUGUUUCAAAACGCAGCAUCCUCUUGGACAGCCUGUACACAAUGCGAACAAGUGCCGAACUACGUGGAUACGCGUGCCCUAGAUGCAGCACCUGCACUUGUGCGACAUGUGCAACAAGCGAUGUACGCGCAAGACGAAAGCGCGACCCUUCCAUCGAGCUCCAUCAUUUGCGAUACACUACGUCAGCUAUGUACGCAGGCACUUCCAUCGCAUUAUAGUGUGUGGCCAUUGUUGUACGCAGCACAUACACUGGCAAUCGAGGCACACGCUUGGCAUGACGCUGUGCAAUGGACGAUGCUCUUGUGCGUAGGAAUGCAGGCGGGAGAAAGAACGUCGCAAAAUGAGAUUAGCACAGCUCUAUACCCGGCUGGGCAUCCACAGCGAGCCGUGUUGCUAGCUACGUUAGCUCGCCUUCUGUGUCAAGACGCGGUGUUGGGGCUUGAUUCGCUUGUUCGUUCCGUCACACGCGCACUUGCAUGGCCACCGAUCCAUCUCGAUGCGCCUGACGCACGUGGCAGGUUGGCCCAGGCAGCGUUGGUCCAGGCUCUACAAGAGGCCAUGGUGGCGUUUGGAAAAGAAACAGGCGGGGGUGCAAUCGGUGCAGAGAUCCGCGAGAGCCUUGGAGAAUAA
Malassezia globosa CBS 7966 is the source of this 1173-nucleotide messenger RNA. RefSeq lists its product as uncharacterized. The record is from RefSeq and is a predicted model, not a curated record. Gene Ontology annotation, molecular function: protein binding. Lineage: Eukaryota; Fungi; Basidiomycota; Malasseziomycetes; Malasseziales; Malasseziaceae. The transcript has a single exon. Gene Ontology annotation, cellular component: nucleus. Bases 1 to 1173 code for a protein of 390 amino acids.